This is a messenger RNA of Humulus lupulus (European hop), 1935 nucleotides long. RefSeq lists its product as uncharacterized. Gene Ontology annotation, molecular function: nucleic acid binding. Gene Ontology annotation, biological process: DNA integration. The record is from RefSeq and is a predicted model, not a curated record. NCBI's taxonomy places the organism in Eukaryota, Viridiplantae, Streptophyta, Magnoliopsida, Rosales, Cannabaceae. The transcript is spliced from 8 exons. Bases 1 to 1935 code for a protein of 644 amino acids.
AUGUCCUUCUUUGCAGAAGGAAACUCCAUCACUCGGCCACCUCUAUUAAAUGAUACUAAUUAUCCGUACUGGAAGGUCAGGAUGAGGGCAUUCAUCAAGUCACAAGUGAGAAGGCUUGGAGAUCUAUACUCUCGGGUUGGACUCCACCGAUUGAAAAAGAUGAUGAAGGUAAUUCAAAGGAGGCGUGGAAAAUCCCUCAAACUCAGUUUUGAAGGUACCGUUGAUAUAAAGAGAUCACGUUUUACCAUGUUGCAAACUAGAUUUGAUGAAUUAAGAAUGUGGGAAACUGAAAAUUUAUCUGAGUUUUAUGAAAAGUUGUCUGAUAUUGCUAAUGAGUUUUUUGCCUUGGGAGAAAAACUAGAUGAAUCUGUGUUGAAAAAGGGUAAGCCGAAUCCUUCAAUUGAAAAAACAAAGGUAUUGCAUUUAAAGUUGAUGAAAAAAGAUGUUUCUGAUGAUGAGAAAGAUGAUGAAAUGGCCUUGUUAACAAGAAAUUUUCAAAAGUUCAUGAAAAAGGUUGGAAAUAAAAAUAAUUUUUCAAAAGCUCCAAAAGGUAACACCUCUUCUAAACCUUUUGUUUCUAACAAUAAAAAGGGCAUUCAAUGUCGAGAAUGUGAUGGUUAUGGUCAUAUACAAUCUAAAUGUGCCAACACAUUGAAAAAGAAUAAAAAAGGUUUUAAUGUUACUUGGAGUGAUGAUGAUUCUGAAAGUAGUGAUGAGGUUAAUGAGAAAGUUGCUUUAACCAAUGUUUUGUCAAGUGCUUUUCAGGAAAGAGGAAAAAUUUUGUGUUUAAAAAAUACCUUGAUUGAUGUUGAUAAAAAGGAAAUUGACUCGGAUUCAGACGAGUCAGAACUCAAUGAAGAAUCAUUGGUUGAAUCAUACAAGGUAAUGUAUGGUAUAUGGUUACAAGUUUAUACUGAAAAUCGUUCCUUGGUUAAAAUGAAUAAAGAAUUGUCUCACAACAUCAAAGAUCUUGAAGAAAAUAAUAAAUGUUGUGAAUUUGAGUUGUGUUCGAAAAUUUCUGAAAUUGUAUUUUUGACAAAAGAACUUGACAAAUUGAAAAGAAAUUUUAAAAUGCUAAAUCCAGGUUCUAACAUUUUUGAGGAGAUUCAGAAUUCAGCAGAAGGUUCUGUUUCUACAGAAAUGAAGCAGUCAGGAAAACGUGAAAAUUCUCAUGGGAAAAAGAAAUGUUUCAUUCCCUCUUGUCAUUUUUGUGGAGUAAAAGCUAGAAAUGUCAUAGGGAUGGGAACUCUUAAUUUUGAAGGUCUACCCAGGCUUAAGAAUAUAGUUUUGGUUGAAGGACUAAGAGCUAAUCUUCUUAGCGUUAAUCAAAUUUGUGAUCAAGGUUACACUGUUAAUUUUGAUAGUAAUCGUUGCUACGUUGUUAAUGACCAAGAUGAAAUUAUUUUGCAAGGGUUUAGACCUAAUGAUAAUUGUUACACUCUCACUACCUAUGCUACUUAUCACUCUGCCAUAGAUAGCUCUACUGAUUUAUGGCAUGAAAAGCUUGAACACAUUCAUUUCAAAAUUUUGAAAAAACUGUCAAAUGCAGGAAUUGUUCGAGGAUUACAAAAACUGGUUCUUGAACUUCUUCAUAUGGAUCUAAUGGGUCCAAUUCAAGUUGAAAGUUUGAAUGAUUUUAAUAUUGGAAAGAUUGUUUGGAUUAGGAGUGAUCAUGGAAAAGAAUUUGAAAACACUGUUUAUGAUGAGUUUUGUAAAUCUAAAGGUAUUUCUCAUGAAUUUUCUGCUCCAAAAACUCCUCAACAAAAUGGAGUUGUUGAAAGAAAGAAUCGAACUUUGAUAGAGAUGGCUAGGGUAUACAAGGAAGGAUUGGGUACGCUUCAGAACUCGGGUACAGAUAAGUUCAGUAUCAGGGACAUUAUGGAAGGUGAUAAUGGUUUGACAGGAAGAAUUGCUGAAGUUGUUGAAGAAGUUUGA